AACUUUUCAUGCGAACCAGCAAAACAUCUUGACUUGGGCAUGUGAUUCCUCCCUCAUCAAAGGUCAAUGAUGAAAAUCACCUUUAACGUAACAACUCUUAUCUACCAAUAAUUUGGAGAUUUAUUCAGAACGCCUUGGAGAUCCAUCCCAAACACUGUCAAAGACUAAUUACUUACAUAGGGCCUCUCGUUUAUCAGGGCCAUCUUAACCMAGAGUGUGGAUUUACCGAUCUUAUAGGCUUAGAGCUUAAAGCAUCACUCCACGCCGACCUUCACAGGACAGAGCACCAAGAUACCAAGACGAAAYAACGAUUCCGGUGCGGGGAACCAAACUUCUUUGGUCAUGCUUCAAAUGCAGAACGGUCCUGGUUUGAGCAUUCCUUCWYUAGUGUCCUGCUAUGAGGAUCARAAUUGUAUGACUAACGCGCCGUCAAGGCCACAGUAUUGCRCCCCAACUCCUCAGAAUGGAUACCACUCAGGUCGAGUCUUGCAAGAGAUGAUGUACCAGAAUGAAGUGAACUAUCCYGGUUAUAUAGCUGAUCACCGCGGUAGCCAGGGGAUCCAAUCUUCCUGGUCUACGCCGUGGGGACCGCGACAGAACGUCCCAUAUCUCGCUCACCCUCAUCCAGGCGAUCCGUACCAAUACGGCUACGGUGGUGAACUGGCCGACUUUCAAGACGAUACAAACGGAUACGUACAGAAACGUAAAAGAGCGCGMACCGCGUUUUCCGCCGACCAACUCAAAAGGCUAGAAAAAAGAUUUCUCGCGAACCAUUACAUCGUGGGCGAAGAGAGGCAAAAAGUAGCCAAGGAUCUAGACUURUCGGAAGCCCAGGUUAAAGUCUGGUUUCAGAACAGACGAACAAAGUUUAAGCGUGACCAAGAACUAGAAAGACUUGGAAAGAAGAAGAAGAGAAAAGGGGAGCACCAUAUUCGRAAAUGGCAAAUAACGACCAGACAUUUUAGCGGGGAAUCAUUCUAUWCCKCARCRGAUAACGAUGUCGACUCUAUAGUCAAAUGUAACAAUUAGCUUGAGAGAAGAACUUAAGCCCAUAUUUCAAAGAUAAGGAUAUGUAAUGCCUUAAUUAUGGUCUAUCUAGUGGAGACAUUUACGAGUUGAUCUGAACAUUUGAAAACCUACAAGAGGGCUUAUUGCUGAUAGUGGAUACGGAGUUGAAGAGCGCUUGUUUUCUUGCUCGCGUAUCUAUAAUCUGAUUCCCUACUAAUUAGAACAGUUCUGGUUUGAACUGCGUAAUUGUAGGCUAUUUAGACUAGGUCAGAUAGUAAUAAACUCCGAGGAAGCAAUAUCAAAUAAUUAACUUCCCCUGUAAGCCUUUACAAUGUUCUUAAUGAGCAGGGAAAGCUCGUAAUGUUUUCAGUAGUUGUCAAGUUCUAUAGCCGUAUUAACACAAAUAAUUGCCUUCAUUACAGAACGAGAAACUGCAUUAUCAGUUAUGUUAAGCUUAAUUGGUCUUUCAAGUAAUUAUUCUCGGAACUUUUAUGAUAAGCGCRGUAAAGCUGCCAAAUUAGAAAAGAAAUCACCGUUAUAUAAGGCAAUAUUGAAUUAAUUUGUAAAAUACCCUUCCUUCAUGGCUUAUGUGUAGAUGUCCGCCACGCGUUUGCUAAAAGCUCCACCGCGCGGCGGAUUUUGUAACGGAUGCGAAAGAUAUCGAAAAUACGGCAUCAUUUGAGAGUAUUAAGGACUUCGGCAGCGCUUUCUGAAGACAUGAUCAUCUAAAGAGCUCUGAGUUAGCCUGAUUAACUUGGCGAGAUUUAUCUUAAGUCGUUCAAACUAUACAGGCUGCAUUCCAUUACCGAAAGUAAGGUUGUGAACCAUUUAUAUAAAUCCAUAUUGAUGUAUAUAUAAUGUAUAUAUUUCCAGUUUUGUUUAUCUUAUAUCAAAUAUAUAGAGUUAUUGGACAUACAUAUUCUAGAAUGAACGCCCUGAAAAGUAUACUUGUGGUCUAUUUGAGUACAUUAACUAUAAUCCGUGAAACGUUCUUGUAAAAAAUUGUACAAAUUCGUUUAAGUUAGAUUAAGGAUUUUUUUUGCCUUUGUUACCAAACUAUUUCACAGACGCAUAGCGAAUUCACACUGUAUGGCCUAUGGCCRAUGUUUUMUCUUAAAUCCGUGAAAYGAUUACUCUGAAUACUCGAGACGCACACUAGAAAAACACUAAGAAACUAUUAUACCACGUUAUCAUUGCAGUAUCUAUUUCACGGAUUUUCGAGAAGUACUCUGGACAGUUACUAUUAAAGCAGUUUAAUACUAUAUAAUGUUAUUAUUCGUGUUAUACUCGUCUUAAAUUACUAGUAUUUAGUAUAAACAUUUCAAAUGUUCAAAUUAAAUGAAAAAGUGUAUGUAAAAUAUAUAUUCUCUGGUUUUACAGAGCGCCAUGUUCUGGCACGUUGUUUUUGUAAACACUAAAACAGAAUUUACUGGAAAUAAAAAAUUCAAAAUCGUGA
Molecule: messenger RNA, 2464 nt
Organism: Exaiptasia diaphana
Lineage: Eukaryota; Metazoa; Cnidaria; Anthozoa; Actiniaria; Aiptasiidae
Product: homeobox protein EMX1
Exons: 2
Coding region: 343-1029 (228 amino acids)
Biological process (GO): neuron differentiation; brain development; regulation of DNA-templated transcription
Molecular function (GO): DNA-binding transcription factor activity, RNA polymerase II-specific; DNA binding
Source: RefSeq, a predicted model, not a curated record